Messenger RNA from Dermatophagoides pteronyssinus (European house dust mite), 789 nucleotides. Its product is annotated as endoplasmic reticulum resident protein 29-like. Gene Ontology annotation, biological process: protein secretion. The record is from RefSeq and is a predicted model, not a curated record. Lineage: Eukaryota; Metazoa; Arthropoda; Arachnida; Sarcoptiformes; Pyroglyphidae. Gene Ontology annotation, cellular component: endoplasmic reticulum lumen; endoplasmic reticulum.
AUGGAUCAAUAUUCAUGUCAGCAUCCUCUAGGUGUUGUUGAAUUGGAUCAAUAUACAUUCGAUUUGAUUGCAUCACGUUUCCGUUAUGUUUUAACAAAAUUUGAUCAUCUUUAUUCAUAUGGACCGAAUCAAAAUGUUUUCAAUCAAUUAGCAUUGGAUACAAUGAAGAUGCUUCAAGCGAAUCAAGAUGGUCAAGAUAUUUUAUUCGUAAAUCUUGAGAUAAAAGAUUUUGAUGAUAAACAAUGUUUUGAAUUAGCUGAAAGAUAUUCCAUCGGGAAAGAUCAAUUUCCAGCAAUCCGGUUAUUCAUCAAUCAAAAUCCAAAUUCGGAUUGGAAGAAGAGGGAAAAUAUCGAACACUUUAAAUCAAUCAAACCAAUUCGUUAUCCUAUACAACGACGACAACAACAAAAAAUCCUAAUAGAUUCAACAAGAUUACGUUUAUUUUUGAAAAAAUUCACUCAAAUUCAAUUACCAUUAUCAAAUUGUACGGAAUAUUUGGAUCAAUUUGCUAGAGAAUUUAUUCAAACAUUCGAUUCGAAUGAUACGUCUUAUUUGAAUGAACAACAAAACAAAAUUAUCGUACAAAUGGAAUCCAUAUUGAACGGACUAAGUGACCAAGAUAAACGAAAACAAACCAUGGAAUAUUUAAAAUGGAUGAAAUAUGGACAAAAAUUCAAAACUUUAAAUGUUUACGAACAACAACAUAAACGUUUAGAUGAUCAAAAACGUCAACAAUUACAAUUACGUUUUAAUAUUUUACAAAGUUUUCGUUUAUCAAAUGAUUAUGAU